AGGAGAAUCCUCCCUUGUUUCUGGAGCAAGAGGCGGGCCUUUGGGAAGCAGGAAUGCGCUGGAAGUUUUCCUGCGAGCUCCCCUUCACAUGUUAAAGAGCGUCCUUCCCGCGUCUCGAUAUGGACAUGUGGCCGCUGGUGCUCCUGUUUGUCCAGCUCUGCUUCUGCUCCGGUUAUGAAGGGUCAGGACAGUAUGCUUACGGAGACGAUGAGGACUGGCAUUCUCGUAGAUAUAAAGGGACACCGUGGUGCGCGCCCAUUAAGGUGAAACAUGGUGACGUGAGCUGUCGCACACCCAGAGGAGAGCACUACAGGAAUGUGAUGGGGACUCGCUGUAAAAUACGCUGCAAGCAGGGAUACGAGACCCAGAGCUCAGAGGUGGUGUGUAUGGCCAGCAAACAUUGGUCCUCUAACUACGCCUGCCGAGAGAUCCGUUGCGCCAAGCUGGACAUGCCCGUUAACGGUGGUUACAAGUGUUCAGACGGCUCCUACUUCAACUCUCGCUGUGAGUUUUUCUGCUCCCCUGGAUUCAGUCUGAAGGGCCAGAAGUCGGCAACCUGCCAGCACACCAAGGUGUGGAGCGCUGGAGUCCCCACAUGUGUUGAUAUUGAUCCUCCAAAAAUCAAGUGUCCUAAUCUAAAGGAUAAGUGGGCAGAACCGGGAAAGCUGACCGCAAGGGUGACCUGGGACACACCAGAGGGUGUAGACACUGCAGAUGGCAUCCUUACAGAUGUUAUCCUGAAAGGGAAACCUUCAAAAUCAGACUUUCCAGAGGGGCUCCAUAAGAUGUCCUACACUGUUUUUGACCGUGCAGGGAACAAAGGAUCCUGUCGCUUCACUGUCAGAGUGCGAGUGCGUCGCUGCAGCCCACUCUUUCCCCCAGACAACGGUUACAUGAAAUGUGACAGUGACGGUGACAACUAUGGUGCCACUUGUGAUUUCACUUGCACCGGCGGCUACGAGCUGCAGGGCAGUGCUGCCAGAGUGUGUCAGUAUGGACUCACUUGGUCUGGCACAGACACAAACUGUGCACCCAUGAACAUUAACGUGGGAGUGCGUACGGCUGCUGCACUGCUGGACCAGUUCUAUGAGAAACGACGGCUCCUCAUUAUCUCGGCCCCAACGGCUGCCAAUCAUAAUUACCGCUUCCAGAUGACCAACUUGCAGCACGCUCAGUGUGGACUGGACCUGAGGCACGUGACAGUGAUUGAGCUGGUUGGGACUUACCCAGCACAGAUUGGCCGAAUUCGACACAGGCUGCUCCCUCCAGCGCUGGCCCUGCAGAUCAGGUUACUGCUCCAGAUUCCUCAAAGGUCUUUCCAAAUGGUGCUGGUAGACAAGCAGGGCAUGGACAAGCAGCGCUACCCGUUCCCGAUCACAGCGGCUGAAUUAUUCACCACCAUCGACACCUUCCCCCUUCGCAAGGAGGAGAUGGUGCUGCAGCAGGAAGCGGGCCAGUCCUGCCAAUCAUAAAAACGCGUCCACGGACUCUCAGCCAUCUUUGAUCCUUUCCCCCCUCAUUCACAGCAGACAGGACUUAUUCAGAUCUUCUGUUUCUAACACACACACACUCCUACCUGAACUCAUUCAGUCCUGUUUCCAGAAGGUGUGAGUGUGUCUGUGUGUAUAUGUGUGUGUAGGUAUGUAUGAGUGUGUCUGUGUGCCAUCACAGGGAUAUCAGUCUUGACGCUGAUCUGAGGCAAGCAGAUUUAUUAAAAGAGGUUACGAAAUGGAGUGGGUCAUAUAGUACAUUACAAUCAUAUUGAUUCCUGUGUCUUGUCUAUCUGUAUGUUUUAUUAUUAUUAUUGAUAUUCUCAAAGCAGAAAUAUGUUUUACUAUUUUGUACAAAAAGUAUUUUUACUGUAUGAACUGGAAAACUCUUCACCUGUCUAAUAUUUAUGUCUCACGUCACUAAUAAUGAUGUAAUCUGACACUCUCUGGAGUACUGUGUGGGUGUGUUUUAUGUACAGGACACGACAGUGAUGCUGCUCUGUUAGUACGCUGUAUGUCUGAAAUCACAAGACACUGAUUAAAUAUGUCUAUCAUAGAGGA
This is a messenger RNA of Micropterus salmoides (largemouth bass), 2051 nucleotides long. RefSeq names its product sushi-repeat containing protein X-linked (gene srpx). The record is from RefSeq and is a predicted model, not a curated record. Lineage: Eukaryota; Metazoa; Chordata; Actinopteri; Centrarchiformes; Centrarchidae. Bases 120 to 1472 code for a protein of 450 amino acids. The transcript has 10 exons.